AAAUUGGCAUGUGAAUAAUUGGAAUUGGAUGAGAAGAGUCAUUGUGGGUUGUUCAUUCCACUGUGACAACCUAGGAAGGAGUCUGGACUAGCGGUGACAACAACCAUGGCUGAACCAUCUCACUCCGAUGACCUCAACCAACUCCUCGACAGUGCUUUGGAUGAUUUCCAGAACUUCAACCUUUCUUCUUCUUCUUCUUCUUCUUCCAAACCAAGGACUGGGCAACCGAAGGAUGAGGAGACUUCUCCUCUGCCCUCGGAGGUUCAAGGACUGGGCAUGGGUCUACCCGAUUUGAGAAUCAAGAAAAAGGGUAAACAGAAGGUUUCUAAAGAUACCCAUGUCUCUGAAGCCCUCAACAAGCUCAGGGAGCAGACUAGAGAGGCUGUUAAGGGCCUCGAAUCCAUGGCGCAACCUGCUGAUGAUUUGGGUAAGGAUGCUAUGAUGGAGGAUUGGGUUAAACAGUUUGAGGACCUUGCUGGCUCUCAGGACAUGGAAUCUAUUGUGGAGACCAUGAUGCAGCAACUUCUGUCCAAGGAGAUUCUUCAUGAACCGAUGAAGGAAAUAGAAGAAAAAUAUCCAAAGUGGUUGGAAGAGCAUAAAACCAGCCUAAGCAAUGAAGAUUAUGACCGGUAUAUGCACCAGUACAAACUGAUACAAAAUCUUAAUGAAGUUUAUGAAAAGGAUUCUGGAAACUUCAAAAAGAUUGUUGAGCUCAUGCAGAAAAUGCAAGAAUGUGGACAACCACCAAAUGAUAUUGUCCAGGAGCUUGCGCCUGAUCUUGAUUUAGCCAGCCUUGGCCAGUUAUCUCCAGAUAUGCUGGACUCUCAAACAAAAUGUUGUAUAAUGUGAAGCUAUUUCUUCCCUCUUACUAUGUGGCAGCUGCUGGUUUGAAGAUUCAUAGGAACAUUUGUUUUUUACUUGUCAGAAUAAAUUAUUUUUACGAGCUCUUAUUGUUCUUUUCCUACUUACUAGUUACUAUAAGGUUGUUAAUGAUGAACCCACACUUCAAGGCUCCCUUUAAGGUUGUAUAUGAUGUGAGGGUUAGUUUAUUGACUUUAUUUAGAUUUUCUGAGAGCUAUGAUAGUACCAGUUGCAAACGAAAUUUGCUCUCUGAUUAUUUGACAGUCAUUUCCCAUUUAUUCUCGAAAUCCUUGAAUUUGAUGCC
Molecule: messenger RNA, 1165 nt
Organism: Lotus japonicus
Lineage: Eukaryota; Viridiplantae; Streptophyta; Magnoliopsida; Fabales; Fabaceae
Product: peroxisome biogenesis protein 19-2-like
Exons: 5
Coding region: 106-849 (247 amino acids)
Biological process (GO): protein import into peroxisome membrane
Cellular component (GO): peroxisomal membrane; peroxisome
Source: RefSeq, a predicted model, not a curated record